This is a messenger RNA of Ceraceosorus bombacis, 2547 nucleotides long. Lineage: Eukaryota; Fungi; Basidiomycota; Exobasidiomycetes; Ceraceosorales; Ceraceosoraceae. The record is from the annotation of a GenBank genome assembly.
AUGCUUUCCGCUCGACCCAUGGAGGCCAUCGUAGGCCACGAAGCAGGCAGCGACGGCGACACCGACGAUGACGGUGCAGUACAGCUGGCCACGGAGGCCGGCAGGUUGCACUUGAAGGAAAAGACGGAUGGUCCAGGUUACGAAGUGACUGGUAAAUCGCCCAUCCCACAAGGAGCUGGUACACCGGCGGAUGGAUCUCCAGCAGGUACCAAUGCCGUCGUCUCUCCCGCUCUCAAAUCUGUUCAGGUUCCCAAUCUUCCAGGAGGAGGAGCGGAAUUGGCCAAUGCUGUCAGUCUAGGAGGACCAAGCAACUUUGCGCACGAAACACGUCUCAACAAUGUUGGAGCUCUAAAGCAGAUCAACGUCUCUGGUCCUGCUGCCGGUACAGAGAUCGCCGCACCUGCAGGCACAGGGGGACCUAUCCACACUUCCCCUCUGAGCGAGACCUUUUCAGGCGGCGCUUCCGGGCCUAGAUCUAACAGUCUGUCGCCCGUGAUCAGUAGUGCGAGGCAUGCUUCGGCAGGGAUAGGGCCUGGCGCGGUAGGCCUGGCAGGUGCGCGAGGAGUAGACGCUGCAACCGGAUCGGCUACGCCUUCUCAGUUCAUCUUUCCCAAGCUGGGAGCGAGGAAACACUCAGAUGUGCCUGGUGCAGCAACUAGCGGUACCAACACCCCUGGUGAUGCGCAGGGAAGCGGCACGGAUGAUCAUGGGCAUGGCAAAGGAUCGGGCUCGCUCAAAGGUCCCAAGCGGAAAGAUACCCAUAAUCCCCUCGUCGACCUUCGCCGUGUGAGUUGCGUGUGUUUAGAUCAGAGCGUCAAUGUACGCCUUCUAUGUGCCCGCAUGCUAACACCGCAGUUGACCUCACAGUUCUUGCAAAAUCACAUUGGACACCACAGCGAUACACACAUCCGCUCCAGCUCUGGCUCCUUGACGCCGAGCGGAGGAAGAAGAAAGGGCCACGACUCACCUCCGCUCGGAGACGAUCAUGCGCAUUUGGCGAAGAAGUACGGCAAGUGGGGCAAAGUGCUAGGCUCGGGAGCAGGAGGUACAGUGCGUCUCAUCAAGCGCAGCAAAGACCACACUACGUUUGCCGUCAAGGAGUUUAGACAGAGAAGACCAGGCGAGAAUGAGAAGGAGUACAUAAAAAAGGUCACUGCGGAAUUCUGCAUCGGAUCGACGCUGCAUCACGUCAACAUCAUCGAGACGCUGGACAUCAUCUCCGACCACGGACACUACUACGAGGUCAUGGAGUAUGCACCCUAUGAUCUCUUUAGCGUCGUCAUGAGCGGCAAGAUGUGCAGACAAGAGAUCUACUGCGUGUUCAGGCAGAUCGUGGACGGAGUGGAUUAUCUGCACAGCAUGGGUCUAGCACAUCGAGAUCUAAAGCUGGACAAUUGCGUCAUGAACACUUCCAACAUUGUCAAGCUGAUCGAUUUCGGCACCGCGACGGUGUUUCACUCCCCCGGAAAGUCCAAAGUGGUGGCCACCGGCGUGGUCGGGUCGGAUCCUUACUUGGCACCUGAGGUGCUGUCUCAGCAAACUUACGACCCUCGCUUGACGGACGUCUGGUCUUGCGCGAUCAUCUUCCUUUGUAUGGUGCUCAGGAGGUUCCCUUGGAAGCUGCCCGACCCCAAGACGGACCCAAGCUUCCGCCUGUACGUCGCUUCGCAUCCAGAGCUUUGUCAGGCACCUGAGCAUCCUGAUCUUGCGAUUAUUGGAAGCGACCCGAGCAGCAGGCGGGGCAGCACAGCCGUCAACUCCUCUGGAACACCUACGCCUGCUGGAGACAAUGUUCUUGGAUCGAUUGCAAGCCCAGAGGAUGCGCCCGUGAUUCGCACAGCUGAGGAGGCAGGCUAUACUUCUGUGCACGGAGGUAGCCACGAAAGCUCCUUUGACAAUCUGGAUGGAAACGCUACGAGCGGACAAGACCCUGCGCGCGCCACUUCAACUGGACUCGUCACGACCGCUUCGCCAAUCGAUGGGGCGUCGCCUUCUGUCUCUGCGCAGAGCAGAGGUGCAGAUCCCACUUCCAGACCUCUAUCGCCUGAUUUGAGGCACCGCAAGCCUACUCGGCAAGAUAGCGUUUCCUCCGUAGCUACCUUUACAUCCGGCGCAGCGGACUCCAUCUUCCGUCUCUUGCCUCGAGAAACGAGAUCAGCUUUGAGUCGCAUGAUGGCAGUGGAGCCUAGCUUGCGCUGCACGCUUGGGGAUCUGCUUAGAGGACGAAGAUUCUCCGAUGGGGAUUCGCCCUUGACUAGAACGCCGGUCAUGUCGCGCACGCCUAGCACGGACAAGCUGAACGGGCUUGGCGACCACCAUCAACCUAGCCACGCUUCGACGGGCAUCACGAGUCCAGGUGGAUUGCAGAGGUUGCAAGACGAAUUUGAAGAUGACGAUGAUACGGGAGACGAAUGGUUAAAGGGAAUCAGAACUUGCGCUCAUGUGCUUGUGGAUGCUAGACCUGGCGAUCAGGCCGAUCAUCCACACGUCAAGGUGGUCCCUGAAGAACAAAAACGCAAACAUAGCCUACUUCACCGCAAGGACUGA